UUGGUGGUGAUGUCCGACUAAUACUCAGUUGAAUUUUUACUAAGGUUGAGUGCGUGAGUUGUUAGUAGUUGAGUCUUACAUGUUUAUUGUAAUUUAAAUACUAACAUUAUCGUGCAAAAUCGUGUAUAAACAUGUGUGACCAAAACAACGCUUCUACGCAAAGCAUUGCGGACUAUCUAGCUCAGUUAUUAAAGGAUAGAAAACAACUUGCAGCGUUUCCAAAUGUUUUUAUCCACGUAGAGCGACUUCUAGAUGAAGAAAUAGCAAAAGUACGGGCUAGUUUAUUUCAAAUAAAUGGAGUCAAAAAAGAACCACUAGUAUUACCAGAACCUGAUGGACCAGUUACGACACUUACAGAAAAAGUUUAUGUACCAGUAAAAGAACAUCCAGAUUUCAACUUCGUAGGUAGGAUCUUAGGACCACGAGGCAUGACGGCCAAGCAACUAGAACAAGAAACUGGCUGCAAAAUAAUGGUCAGAGGGAAGGGCUCGAUGAGGGACAAAAAGAAGGAAGAUCAAAAUAGAGGUAAACCAAAUUGGGAACAUCUCUCUGAUGAACUUCACGUCCUUCUCACAGUCGAAGACACAGAAAACAGAGCCCAAUUAAAGUUACAAAGGGCAGUAGAAGAAGUUAGGAAACUCUUAGUACCUCAAGCAGAUGGUGAAGAUGAAUUAAAGAAAAGGCAGUUGAUGGAAUUAGCCAUAAUAAAUGGAACUUACAGGGAUUCAACUUCGAAAGCAGCGGCCGUAGCAGAAUUUUUAAUUCCAGCCUGUGACGAAGAAUGGAGGCGGUUAGCCGCCUCAGCGGUGGAAACCCAGCGUCUCCUGUCUCCCGCCAUGCCCGGUCUCGGCAACCUGAGGUCUCAAGGUACACCUUUGGGCGCCCCUCUAAUCCUCUCACCAAGGAUGUCCGUUCCAACGUCGGCAGCUUCCAUCCUCAACGGUUCAGCGCCACCCGGAUCACUUCUGUCCCCCGGGGAUCCACAUGGGUUAAUCUACACCCCCUAUGCAGAUUACACGAAUUACGCAGCACUUGCAGCCUCUCCCCUAUUAACGGAAUACGCUACGGCUGAUCAUUCGGGUGCGGCAGCUGUGGCUGCGAAACAGCGGCGGUUGGGACAAAUUAGGGAGCACCCCUACCAAAGAGCGGGAGCGCUCUCAUAAAUACCCCAAUCACUGACAAGGCUUUGUGGAGUGCUAACCCCCUCGUCACAAACACACCCCACACAACCCUCUGCGCCAAUCCUUCGACUAACGAAAAAAAUUCUCGGAAGCGCCGGACCAACUUCAAGGGUAGCGGUAUGUCUAACCAUUUACAUCACUAACAGCGAUUCACUUUUUUUUGUCAUCGUGUAUACUAAAAAUUUAACGGUAGUAAUUUGGAGUAUAGGAUGUGUAUGGUGUAGAGCUAUGUAUAAAAGUUUGAGGUUUUCUGUAACAAAAAAAUAUAUAGCCAUUAUCAUCUAAAUAAAUUGAAUUGUGUUCUAAAAUGGUUUAUUUUUUGUUUUUAAAAGUGUAGGCAAACAUUUUCUUUUAUGUUCAUAUCAUGUAAAUACGUCAUUUACAAAUUUAUUCGCUAAAAAUGUACUUGAGAAGGUUUGCAGGAUUUAAAUAAAAGCAUGAAAAUGAAAAAGUUAACCACCUUCACCUUUUAGUCAAAAGUUCGAUUAAAUAUUAGAUUUUAACAAGAAAUUGAUUAUUUACUAAAAUAAAUUAAUUUUUUUAAAAGAAUCGCAUACAUACCAUCUCAUACUCAAUGUUGCUACAACUCGUUUUGUAUCUUAACCUUAUUUAGCAUACUAGUUCUGUGUUAAAUGCCUUAAAGUAUUUAUAUGUAUGAAUAGUUUUCGUUUAAUUCUUAAUAUUGUAAAGCAAUUUUAAAACGAUGUUUUUAAAUAUUUGUUUUAUUUUUUAGAUUCAGGAAACGUCUUUAUUUUUUAUAAAAAAUUUCAUUUUUAGUUAAUUGUAGAUGUGGAACAGCUACUAAAAAAAUAUACGAACAUUUUAAAUAAUGUUAAUAUUACUGAUUUUUCUCCAAUAUACAUUUAGUGCAUAAAAAAAGUAACUAAUUGUAGUAUAAUAAAAUAUUUUCUUAAACAGAACAAUUAAAUUCCUUUAUUUUGACAAUAUUUUAAAAGUUGCUUGAAAUUAAAAAGAAUUUAAAUAUGCAACCUUGAAAAAAUCAUUUUAUUGUAGUCUGAACUUGUAUUAAUUUGUAUUUUGGAGAUAAUUAAAAAUAAAUAUGAAGAAUAAAUUUUAAAAAAUGAAAGAGUUAAGGAACAUUUUUAAUGUUUCAUAUUUUUUGGAUUUAGUUGAUAUUUUCUGUAUAUUUUUAGGAAAAUAUUUUUAAUUUAUAGAAUAAAGUGAUAAUAUAUAUUUAUCGAGGCAUUUAGCACACACAAAUUAACUAUUAAAAAAUAAAUCCAGAUUGUAUAUUUGUAGAAGAUAAAAAUACUCUUUCUGAAUCUCAAAAAAUCUUUAGUUAUGCAACUUGGAUUUAUUUUACUUAUCGAACAUUUUUGUACACUAUGUAGGGUGGAUAGCAUUUAUCCAUUUUUUAAUCAAUAAUAUUACUAAUAUCUUCAUAAUAUUUUCUGUGAAGUACAAACUGUUUUUCUAGAGUGCCAACAAUACUUUUAAAAGAAACUACAGUGGUGUUCCGAUAAAAAAUUCAUGAAGAUGAUACCACUAUAUGGGUGUAUAGAUGUGAAAUUCUAAGGCUAAUAUGUCGAUCGUGUUUGUAUCACUACCAAUGGAGAUCCAAAUUUUUAAAAUAAUUAAAUUUCAUUUUUGCCAAAUUGGUAAAUUAUUAGUUACUUUACAGUUAAUUUUUAAAUAUUUUGAUUAAAUCCGAAUAAGCAUCCUAUAAUAAGUUGCUGUAGAACAUUUUUUGUUUGCCAUUACACAAAAUAUUUGAAUUCUUAAACAGAGUAUACUUCAUACAUAAAUUAUAAAUUGGCGUAGUUUUAAGAUAUGAAUUAUUCUAAUGAAUUUUUUACCCAAAUAUAAAAUCUUAAUCUUUAAUAAUAAUAAUAUUAUUUGAAAAAUAUAAAAAUAUAACUGCAAAAUAUCUACUUCAGAAAAUAUUUUACUGUAAUAUAACAAUUUUUAUUUGGGAGUGACUCAUCUGCGAAUUGCAUUUAGUCGGCCGGCAAUAACAUGUGUUUUGCAGGUGAAGCACCCUCAAAUACAAAUUGUUAUAGUAUAGAACUCACGUUUCUGAACAAUUAUUUAAUUAAAAUUGCAAUUUAAUAACGCAUGCAAUUGCAAACAAGAUUAUAUUUUACACAAAAUGUAAUAUUGCCAAAAAUGUUAAUAUUUUUCAAAAUUUUAAGCAAAAUGUAUGGGUAGUUAAAAAAAAGUAGAAAAACUGAUUUAAUAAAGGUAAGCAAUUUACAUUUAGAAAUUAGUGGCAUCAGAGAUAUUUAUUACUUUUACAAAUUUUAACUAAAGUAUCGUUUUAUCCAAAUUUUGUUUUUCAUGAUUAUUAGAUAAAUUUUGUUAAACAUUUGAUGAAGUGUAGAUAUUCAUUCAUAAAUUUAAAUAGUCAUGGCUCAUACCCAGUCUUCAUUGAACAAUUAAAGUGAUUUUGUUUUGAUUUUAUGCUUGGGUAAAAUAUUGAAAAAUUCAUAUUGAGAAAAACAAUUUCCGAGGUAUAAACAAUAACAAAAUUGUAAACGGUAAAACUCACUACGUAUUUAUAAAAAAAUCAAGUAUUUUUUAUUGGUACACCAACAAUUAUAAAAGAACCCAUACCUGAUGCCAAGAAACUAUUCUACACACAUCCUUUUGUUUUGGUUUUUAUACAUAGUUGUACUUAUCAAGUUUUCUUGGUCAGGUAAGAAGCUGUAAUUUUUGCAAUAUAAACUUUAAGGUAUGUAUUUAUUAAGUGACUUAAAAUAUAGAUUUAAUAAAGGUUUAAAUUAAAUAACAUCAAUGUUCACUAUAUUUUAAAAUUAAAUUAAUAUAAAUUAGAUUUAGUUUAAAUUAAGUACGCAACUAAAUCGUAGAAAAAUAUACUUUGGGUUCUUUGUCAAAAGAUGUGUUUUUAAUAAUUUUUAAAAAGAAAAAUUUGAUGUUAAAUAGAAAACUAUUAUUUAUUUUUUAAAUUCAUAUUCUUCAGAACAAUACACAUGUAUCAACUUUGAUUUAAAGAUGAAAUUAGUAACUAUUAUUAACGUUUUACAGUUUAAUUUAAUAACUACAGUAUAUCAAAAUGUUUUGGUUAAAAAAUUAGUGGAAAUUGAAUUGAUAAUUUAGAAAAUUUAUCAAAAAAAUUAAAACCUGCGGACACACACAUAUUACAAAUAAAAAAAAACUCGCUUAAAUCUUCCAUAAAAAAUCUAAAGUUAAUUUUUUUGCAUUUCAUUGGUUCACACUAUAUAUUCAGAUUAAAAAGUGCCUUGUAGUGCCAACGAUGUUAUUUAAAUAAACCUAGAAACGAUGAUCAAAUUAUUACAUUUUUUAUAUAUUAUAUAUUUAUGUAAAUGAAUCUACUAUAACGUUUUUCUUUAGAAUUUUUAUGUCUUAGAUAAGCCAAAAUUUGAAAAUUACAGGGGGCUCAAAAUGUUUUUUCAAUUAUUGAAAAUAUUUUUGGGGAUAACAGGGUUUCAAAAUAAAUUUUUUUUUUCUUUUGGAUCAUUCCAUAUCAAAUCAUUCAAAAAGCCAUUUUAGAAAAACAAAGUUGAUAUUCAAAUAAUCUUUUCAAAAACUAUUAAAAAGUCGUUCUAGCAUUUUUCAAUUCUUUAUUUUUCCAAGAGUUCUUAAUUUUUAAUCAAUUAUUAUUCAUAUUUUUUUACAUAUAUUUAAGAAAUUUAAUAGUUAAUUUUCAAUAAGUAAUUACCAAUCUUUUUUAUAUACUUUAAGAAUGGAACACAGAAUAACUGAUGAUUCUCUGAUUAAAAAUAAGACGAUUAAACAAAACAUGCUUAGAUAAAAUAUUACUAAAAAUAUUACUAGUUUCCGAAAUACAGGGUGUUAAAGUUGAAAAUUCAAAAAUUAUUAAUGGUUCUAAUUUUUUAUUUUUAAUUUUACUAAAUUCGGAAAACAUUUUUGGUUUCAUAAGAUACACCUAUCAGCAAAACAAUUAGUUGAAUAAAUUUUGCCAGUAUCGUACGGCAAGGAGCACUUUCAUCCCCUCUAAAUUUUACGACACUGCCGAAAAACCUACUUGGAUUAUAUUUUUUUUUACAUUUUUUAAUGUUUUUAAAAUAAAUCAUUUACUCUUAUUGAGAACUCGUAAAGUGAAUUUUUUUUAAUUUUUGAUUUUUUUAUAAAUUCUCAACAAGAGUAUAUGACAAAAUUCAAAAUUAUAGUCUAAAUAAGUUUUUGGAGUGGUGUAAAAUUUAGAAGAGAUGAAGGUGUUACUUACCCAUGCCGUACGGCACUGGCAAAGUUUAUUUAACUGAUUUUUUUGAUGAUAGGUGUAUCAAAAAUGUUUGCUCACUAUAAUUUUAUAAAAAAUAAUUAAAAUGAGGAAUUUCCACCUUUGAGUGUGAAUAUCUCGAAAAUCAAUAAAUGUAUGAGUUCCUAACAAGAGUACAUGAUUUAUU
Messenger RNA from Psylliodes chrysocephalus, 5551 nucleotides. The record is from the annotation of a GenBank genome assembly. Lineage: Eukaryota; Metazoa; Arthropoda; Insecta; Coleoptera; Chrysomelidae.